AUGGCAAUGAAGAACAAUGGUUUCGAACAGUGCAACUCAGAUCAUACUCUGUUCUUGAAACAUCGGAAAGGGAAGGAAAUAUCACAGCUACAAGACUAUUUGGCUACUGAGUUUGAGAUGAAGGAUCUAGGUGGACUCCAAUAUUUCUUGGGAAUUGAGGUGGCUCGAUCGCAACAAGGCAUAUUUCUCUCUCAAAGGAAAUAUGUCUUGGACUUGUUGACAGACACAGGAAUGCUAGAUUGCAAACCUGCGGACACUGCUAUUGUUCAGAAUCAUCAUCUUGGAGAAUAUCCGGAUCAAGUUCCAACUAAUAAAGAAAGAUACCAAAGUGAAGACCACAUGAAUGCAGUUCUUUGGAUGCUUAUAUAUUUGAAGUCUGCACUUGGAAAAGGACUUAUAUUCUCAAAGCAUGGUCAUCUAAAUAUUGAUGGUUAUAUGCAAAUUGGGCAGAAUCCGGUUCAGCAUGAUCGUACUAAACAUGUUAAGGUGGAUCGACACUUCAUCAAACAGAAGCUUGAGGCUAAAGUGUUUCAGUUUCCUUUUGUGAAAUCCGAGGAUCAAUUGGCGGAUAUUUUGACAAAGGAGAUUUCCAGUAAAGCAUUCCACAAUUCACUAGAUCAGUUGGGCAUUGGCGACAUCUAUAAACCAACGUGA
This is a messenger RNA of Prunus armeniaca (apricot), 654 nucleotides long. NCBI's taxonomy places the organism in Eukaryota, Viridiplantae, Streptophyta, Magnoliopsida, Rosales, Rosaceae. The record is from the annotation of a GenBank genome assembly.